AUGAAACUAUGGUGGUAUUCAUCAGCUAAUAUUCUUUAUGCAUUUGGUUCAUUAGGUUAUCUUACUGUUAAUAUUGUCAAUCUUAUCGAUAGAGAUACUGUUAAUUCAACUGCUACCUAUGUUAUUUUAAUUCUUCUAGCUAUACUUUUUGUUAUUGAUGCUUUAUUAUAUACAGCCGAUUGGAUUGAACAACGUGCAACAAAAAAGCGUCGAGAAUUAAUUGGUUGUAUACUUAAUGUUGUUGGAAGUCUAUUAUAUUUAAUCGGAGCAACAGUUUUUAAAAACAAUACAACAACAACGACAACGACAUCAACAAGUGAUUUUUCUAGUGUAACUGAUAUACCAGCAUUUGUAUUCAAUAUACUUGGUAUGUUAGCAUUUCUUGCUGAAUCAAUUCUAUCAUUUUUUAUGCCACGAGUUUCAAAGAAACCAUCAAAAUGUUCAAUAGAAUUUUUCGCACAUUUACUUAAUCUAUUGGGUAAUUUAACAUAUUUAACUGCACAUAUUGUACAACCAAUUAUAUCAUUUAUUGCAAGUUUUACAACCAGUUCUUUAAAUCAACUUACUGAUUUUAUUUUUAUUAUUAUUCGUCCAAUUCAAAUUGGUGGUGAUAUUAUUUAUACUAUUGAUGCUAUUCUCUAUAUUAUUGUUUGGAUUAAAGCAAAUGAACAAUUUAGAAAAGUCGGUGUAGCAUGGGGUAAUGCAGUAAUUAAUAAAAUUGGUAUAAAACCACCAAAUAUAAAUAUACCAACAGUUAACAUGUUACCAGAAUCGUUACUUACAAAUACAAAUUUUGAUUUAAAAAAUCAAGCGAUAAAAACCAUUUCCAAGAAAAUACCAAUACCGACAGUUGCGGAUGAAGAAAAUUCAUCGGAUAUGGAUAUAAAAACGUGA
Messenger RNA from Adineta steineri, 894 nucleotides. The record is from the annotation of a GenBank genome assembly. Lineage: Eukaryota; Metazoa; Rotifera; Eurotatoria; Adinetida; Adinetidae.